UGCCGGUAGGGCUGGGAGACUGGGAGCGGGACCGUCAGGGCUUACGGGGGCCCUUGAGUGGUGCCCCCGAAGAUAAGAGCCUGUGCGCCCCGAGGACCCGGGGAGAAGGGCGCGGCGCCGGACCACCCGCUGUACUUUCGCAGCAUCACCCAUCUCCGGGUCGUCUUCUCUCCUCGCCCUGCCCAGCUCCGCCCAGGUCUCCACCCGAGCCGCUGCUGGAUCUGGACUCUCUCGGCCUCGCGGAAUUCGGACUUUCAUCACCCCCACCCACCGCAUGUGGCUCCUGGAGAAAGUUGGCUACAGGGUGGGGACCGCGGAGCCCAGGGCCGGGUGGGCGCUCUCUGGCCUGUUCCCUAAGCGCCGCGCCCCAGGCCCGGCUGCGCGCGCCUACCCCAACGUCCUCACACCGGAUCGCAUCCCGCAGUUCUUCAUUCCGCCUCGGCUCCCGGACCCAGGCGGCGCCGAGCCCCGGGCCGGGCGCGACUCGGGCGGGCGCGGCCUCCCCGCGGCCUGCUCGCUGCCGCACCUGGCGGGCCGCGAAGGCUGGGCCUUCCUGCCCGAGAGUCCGCACACGCGCCGGCGCGAGUCCCUGUUCCACUCGCCGCCGCCCGCCCCCACUGGGGGGCUUCCCCCGGCGCAGUCCCGGCUGCACUUCUCCACUCCGGACCUGCGCCUCUGCCGGGCCCCUGACAGCGACACGGCCUCGUCACCCGAUUCGUCGCCCGUCGGCUCGCCGCGGCCAGGCUCCGGCGAGCCCCGGCCGUCCAGGCCGCACUCGCUGUCCCCGGAGGAGGCGAGCUCGGCCGACACCAGCCCGUACGCGCCGCGCCGCGCGGGGCCCCCCACGCUGCCGCUAUUCCACCUCGACUUCUUGUGCUGCCAGCUGCAGCCGACCAAGGACAGCGUGCUGCGCCUCGGGCCCCGGGGCGGGCAGCUGCGGCUCUCGGCCGAGUACCAGGCCGGGCCUGGGCGGCUGCGGCUGCGCCUAGUCAGCGCCGAGGGCCUGUCCCGGUCGCAGGCGGGCCCCGGGAGCGGCGGUGGCGGCUGCUGCGUGGUGCUGAGGCUGCGACCGCGCUGUCGGCCGCGGGGCCAGCGGAGCCGCGUGGUCAAAUGCAGCCCCAACCCCAUCUUCAACGAGGACUUCUUCUUCGACGGGCUCCGCCCACCAGACCUGGCUGCCCGCACUCUGAGAGCCAAGGUGCUGGACAGGGGCGAAGGGUUCCGCAGGGACGUGCUGCUGGGCAAGUGCGAGGUGCCGCUGAUUGCCCUGCUGCCUCUCUUGGGUGGGGAGCUAGGUUCAGGGGCCUCCCUGGCUCCUGCCCAUCUCAGCCUGUAGACUGAGAGACUGUCUCUUCCUCGGAAGGUCUCCAUUGGGUCUGCAGUCGUUCUUUCCAUCUGCCAGACAUGUAUUUAUUUUUGCUCAUAAAAUGUCUGUUUUUCUCUA
This is a messenger RNA of Equus quagga, 1444 nucleotides long. It is a transcript of the gene C2CD4D, whose product is annotated as C2 calcium dependent domain containing 4D. The transcript has 2 exons. Bases 275 to 1336 code for a protein of 353 amino acids. The record is from RefSeq and is a predicted model, not a curated record. Lineage: Eukaryota; Metazoa; Chordata; Mammalia; Perissodactyla; Equidae.